UUCGUUUUCUUGAAGACCAACAAAGAAAGAUUGUUGAAAGAUUAAUGGAGAGGACCAAAUCUGAUACGAGUGAGUGUGACUACGACGAGUUUGUGGAGCAAGACCCGACCGGGAGGUACUUCCGGUACGACGACGUUUUGGGGAGGGGGGCGUUCAAGACUGUGUACAAGGCGUUUGAUGAGGAAGAAGGGAUUGAAGUGGCGUGGAGCAAAGUCAAGACUGAGGACGAGGCUGAGCUUCAGAGAUUGUUUUCGGAGGUUAAUCUGCUCAAGUCUUUGAAGCAUGAGAACAUCAUCAAGCUUUUUAGCUGGUGGGUUGUGGAGGAUGAUGACGAUAAUGGUGACUGUAAAACCAAGAAGAAGAAGAAGAAGACUGUGAAUAUGAUAACGGAGCUGUUCACUUCCGGGAGCUUGAAGCAGUAUCGAAAGAAGCACACCCAUGUCGAGAUCAAGGCCAUCAAGAAAUGGGCGAGGCAGAUUCUCAAGGGGCUGAGCUAUCUGCACUGUCAUGACCCUCCGAUUGUUCAUAGGGAUUUGAAGUGUGACAAUGUGUUCAUUAAUGGGUUUAAUGGGGAAGUGAAGAUUGGAGAUCUGGGGUUUGCGUUGGUGAUGCAGCAGCCUACUACUGAGUUUAGAGUGAUUGGCACGCCGGAGUUUAUAGCGCCGGAGAUGUAUGACGAGGAGUAUAAUGAGUUGGUGGAUAUCUAUUCUUUUGGGCUGUGCUUGCUAGAAAUGGUGACUUGUGAGUACCCUUACAAGGAGUGUCGAAAUUCGGCUCAUAUUUACAAGAAGGUUAUCAAUGGUGUAAUGCCGGCUUCUCUGAAUAAAGUGAAGGAUCCUCAAGUGAAGCAGUUCAUUGAGAAGUGUCUAGUUCCUGCAUCGAUGAGAUUGUCUGCAAUGGAGCUCCUGAAAGAUCCAUUCCUUGCAGCUGAUGAUUCAAGGGAGCCUAAAUCUCUUCCCAUGGAAAUAGAUAGCACAAGUGUCAAAGAGAGUUCCACAUCAUCUAGCUCUUCGAUUCUGGAGUGUCAGAGGUCCACAAAGAGUAAUGAAUUGACUUUAAGAGCAAAGAGGAAUUCUGAUAGUAGUAAUACUAUUGCUUUGACCUUGAGUGUUGCUGAUCCACGGGGUCGCCGUGGGAAGAAGACCAUUGAGUUUGAUUUCUAUCUUGAUUCCGAUACUGCUAUUUCGAUUGCUGGGGAGAUGGUUGAUCAGGAGCUUGGUCUUUCAACUGAAGAUGUGUCUGCCGUGGCUGAGUUGAUUGAUAAAUUGGUUACGAAGCUUGUGCCCAAGUGGAAACCUACUUCGUCUGUAGCAUAUAGCUCAUGUACCACUACUAGGUCAGAUGCUACAAAGUGUGGCUGUGGAGCUAAUUCCGGCGAUUCGUCAAAGAACUCUACUAUCUCGAGCAUGGAGAUAUGGAAAAGCUUUAGCACGUCAAGCAUUUGUUCCUUGCAGUCUGAGUCAUCUCCAAUGGACAAACAUCGGUAUGAUCACUUAAAAGCGGAGCUUGACUUGAUUGAUGCACAGUAUCAACAACGUUUUGUUGAGCUGGUGAAGAUGAAGGAAGAAGCGAUCCGAAGUGCAAAGAAGAAGUUGGUUGGUGUAGUCUAGCAUCCAUUCGCAGAUUGGCAGCAUUUAGAAAUGUGAUGAUAUAACAUUCACUUCAUUAUCCUCUUUGUAAUAUACUACUUUGUGUACUUUAAUUUCUAGUCUAGUUUAGAAACUUUCAUAACAAAA
Molecule: messenger RNA, 1736 nt
Organism: Rosa rugosa (rugosa rose)
Lineage: Eukaryota; Viridiplantae; Streptophyta; Magnoliopsida; Rosales; Rosaceae
Product: probable serine/threonine-protein kinase WNK11
Exons: 1
Coding region: 45-1610 (521 amino acids)
Biological process (GO): protein phosphorylation; intracellular signal transduction
Cellular component (GO): cytoplasm
Molecular function (GO): ATP binding; protein serine/threonine kinase activity
Source: RefSeq, a predicted model, not a curated record